Molecule: messenger RNA, 983 nt
Organism: Camelina sativa (false flax)
Lineage: Eukaryota; Viridiplantae; Streptophyta; Magnoliopsida; Brassicales; Brassicaceae
Source: RefSeq, a predicted model, not a curated record
AAUCAUCGGAAAAAUGAAUUGACACUAUACCAAAAAAUAAAAACUUAUAAAUGAAUUGCUAAAAAUCAAAGACAUAUACCAAACUUUAACCGAACAUUUGAAAAUAAACACACCCCUUCAUUUAAUUGUCCCCUAUACAUAAAAUCUCACACAUACAAUAGAGUCUUCAUAUCCCAUCUAUUUGUUCAAUCCCCUCCAAAAGAUUCUAACGAUGCCAGAAAAUGGUAGUGACAGUCCAAGAAUCUCAUUUUCUAACGAUUUUUGCCAUUCUGAUUCCAUACCAAUCGAGCAGCGUCCGGUACAAAAUCCGUUGGACUUCUCCAACUUUUACUGGGGCUUCCCUUUCGAGUUCUCGGUUUCUCGCGACGUAAUCUCCGGCGAGAGCUCGUGGUCCGCCGAAGACUUCUUUAACGAAGGCAAAAUCCUCCCUACAGAAAUGAAAAAGAUUACGGAGCCAAUAUAUCGUAGUAAAUCCGAUAAAUAUAAAACCGGCUUACCUAGACCGGAUAUUAACCCAAUCGAAGAUUUUGAAAUAGAAGAAAUCGGAGACCAAGAAGACGAGGUGAAGUUGCCAUUACUUGGGUGUAACUCAACCGAUUCGAACUCUAUGAAGCGUCAGGUUUCGUCUUCGUCUUCUUCUUUAAACAGUAGUUUUAUAAAACCGGCAAUGAAGAAGAACCACAUGCAUGUUGGAGGUUACAGUUACAAAGGCAAUGGAGGUGUGGUUAGGGUGAGUUCGUUUCUGGACAUGGUUCCUUCGGGGAAUUUGUUUGGGUUAGGUUCGAUAAAUCUUGAUGGUGGAAAAAACAAGAACAAGUUGAGAUCAAUGUUCUUUUAUUAAUAAGAAUCAUGAGACUUGUUGUGGAGUUCAGUGAUGUAAUGUUUUAUUCUCUACUCUUCUAUGUUUCCUUAAGUUCUGCAUUUCGAACAAAAAGUAUAACAUGUAUGGUGUAUGAUUUCUCUUAAUUAAUACAAAAAUAGUU